CAGUUCUUAAAAGGAACCACUCACCCAAUUCCUCUUUUUUCCUCGCAAUCGAAGAAGAAGUUCACUCUCACUGUCAUCACAAAUGGAUCUCAGCGAAGAAGUUAGGGCAGCUCACAAGCGAGAAUUCGCCGAUUUCCUCGAUCAAGAUGUUGGACAAGGCAUUUACAUGAAGGAGAUGAAAUCCCUCAUCAACCUCAAGCGUCGCCGCCUCAUCGUCGACAUCUCCGAUCUCCACAACUUCCGCGACUUGGGAAACAGGAUUUUGAGGAAUCCUAGUGAGUACAUGCAAUCCUUCUGCGAUGCGGUCACGGAUGCGGUUCGUGCUAUUGAUCCCAAGUUUUUGAAGGAAGGGGAACAGGUGCUUGUGGGAUUUGAAGGUCCUUUUGUUUCUCGCCGAGUCACUCCCCGGGAACUUCUGUCUCAAUUCAUUGGUUCCAUGGUCUGUGUUGAGGGCAUUGUCACAAAAUGUUCUCUUGUUAGGCCAAAGGUUGUUAAAAGUGUUCAUUUCUGCCCCACCACGGGAAACUUCACCACUCGUGAUUAUCGAGAUAUUACAUCCAAUUUGGGCUUGCCAACAGGGUCUGUUUAUCCUACAAGGGAUGAAAAUGGCAACUUACUUGUCACUGAGUUUGGAUUGUGCAAAUAUAAAGAUCAUCAAACCUUGUCCAUGCAAGAAGUUCCUGAGAAUUCUGCUCCUGGUCAGCUCCCAAGAACAGUGGAUAUCAUAGUGGAGGAUGACCUUGUUGAUUCUUGCAAGCCAGGAGAUCGUGUGGCAAUUGUGGGGAUAUAUAAGGCUCUUCCAGGAAAAAGCCAAGGCAGUGUGAAUGGUGUAUUUAGGACUGUGCUCAUAGCGAACAAUGUUUCUCUUCUCAACAAAGAGGCUAAUGCUCCAUUUUUUAGUACUACCGACCUCAGUGACAUAAAAAAGUUAGCUAAAAGAAAUGAUAUAUUUGACCUGCUUGGUAAUUCAAUUGCACCUUCUAUAUACGGACAUACUUGGAUAAAGAAAGCAGUGAUUUUGUUGAUGCUUAGUGGAGUGGAGAAGAACUUAAAGAAUGGCACUCACUUGCGAGGUGACAUUAACAUGAUGAUGGUCGGUGAUCCCUCUGUUGCCAAGUCUCAACUCUUGCGAGCAAUUAUGAAUAUUGCUCCCCUGGCCAUAUCAACAACAGGCCGGGGUUCUUCUGGGGUUGGUUUGACAGCAGCAGUUACUUCUGAUCAAGAAACUGGGGAAAGAAGACUAGAAGCUGGGGCAAUGGUUCUUGCUGACAGAGGUGUUGUCUGCAUUGAUGAGUUUGACAAGAUGAAUGAUCAAGAUCGUGUUGCAAUACACGAAGUUAUGGAACAGCAGACUGUGACAAUUGCGAAAGCAGGGAUCCAUGCAUCGCUUAAUGCUCGAUGCAGUGUGGUGGCUGCUGCGAAUCCCAUAUAUGGAACUUAUGAUCGUUCGUUGACCCCAACUAAAAAUAUUGGACUACCAGACUCCUUGCUUUCUCGAUUUGAUCUACUUUUUAUUGUGUUGGAUCAAAUGGAUCCUGAUAUUGAUCGUCGAAUAUCAGAGCAUGUCCUGCGUAUGCAUCGAUUUCUUUCGCCCAUGGAUGGAGGUGGGGCAGCACUAGAUGGGAGCUCAGGAUAUGGAAGACAAGAUGAAGCUGAUGCAGAAUCAUCUAUCUUUGUCCAAUAUAACAGAAUGUUACAUGGGAAGAAAACUGUAAAAGGAAACAAACGUGAUACACUCACUAUAAAGUUUCUUAAAAAGUAUAUCCAUUAUGCUAAGCAUAGGGUUCAACCUGAUUUGACUGAUGAGGCAUCUGACCAGAUAGCCACAGCAUAUGCUGAGCUCAGAAAUUCAAAUUCAAAUGCUAAGACUGGAGGAACGCUUCCUAUAACUGCGAGAACUUUAGAAACCAUUAUACGUCUCUCAACUGCUCAUGCCAAAUUGAGGUUGAGCAUGCAGGUUACAAAGACUGAUGUUGACGCUGCUUUGAAGGUUCUUAAUUUUGCGAUAUAUCACAAAGAACUGACAGAAAUGGAGGACCGUGAGCAAGAGAGGGAGAGAGAAUUGGAGAGGAAGCGUGUUGCUGAUGGUGAUAAUGCUGGUCCUGAGCGUGAUCCUAAACGUACACGAGGGUCAACAUCAGAUGCCAUGGAAGUGGACGAUGAUUCAGCAGCCCCAUCUGCUGUCAGUCUCACUCCUGAAAGAAUCGAAGCAUUUAACUCUCUAUUUGGUCAGCAUAUGCGUGCCAACCGCUUGGACCAAAUAUCUAUUGCAGACAUUGAGGAUGUUAUCAAAGGAUCUGAUUCCAUAUACAGCUCAGAGGAUAUAUUAGUCCUAUUAGAGAAGUUGCAAGAGGACAAUAGAGUGAUGAUAGUUGCUGGAAUGGUGCAUAUGAUAUCAGGUUGAUCAGUGCACAAUCUCGUGAAUGAUGAUUCAGGCAGGGAACAGAAUUUGCUACCGUGUAGUAUGCAGCUUACAUUGGUGGGAGACUUAGAGAAGGAUUUUCAAUGUUCAGAGUUUAUAUCUAUUUACUUGCUGGCUGGGAGCUUUCUGCUAAUACUGCAAACAAUGAGAUAGAUAAUCUAUGUGAUUGUGUUGGACAUAGUCAUUACUGAGUUUUUGGGGGGCCUCUUUGAAAGUUCUUAGUUCUGUCCAUAAUUUGACUCCACGUCUCCACCUAUAUCUUGAUGUAUUUCAGUGCUGCAAACCUUCGUUAUUUAAUUUGUUUUGGGGCAGAUUUCUUGAGCGUGCGUUUGCUAGGAUAUAAUUUGUAAGUUUUUCAGAAAUUUUAGUUUAGAAAUCUUAGAUUGCUGCUA
Molecule: messenger RNA, 2814 nt
Organism: Lotus japonicus
Lineage: Eukaryota; Viridiplantae; Streptophyta; Magnoliopsida; Fabales; Fabaceae
Product: DNA replication licensing factor MCM3-like
Exons: 17
Coding region: 83-2404 (773 amino acids)
Biological process (GO): DNA strand elongation involved in DNA replication; mitotic DNA replication initiation; double-strand break repair via break-induced replication
Cellular component (GO): MCM complex; nucleus
Molecular function (GO): single-stranded DNA helicase activity; ATP hydrolysis activity; ATP binding
Source: RefSeq, a predicted model, not a curated record